CAGCCGUACAGCCCAUCUGCAGAUAUGGGGGGCUCCGUGGGUGGGGGGCACCCAAGGGACACCUCUUGAUCCGGUUCUGUCCAACAAUCUUGGCUUCGCUUUUUGACACCCUCCCCCGGACGCCUGGGUUCUGCCUUCUGAGAUCACUCCUGGACGGAUAGGAAGGGAAGUUGGGCGGGGAGGGGGAAUCUGGAGGGUGGUCUUCAAACAGGAUGGAUCGUUUGCUGCUGCUGGCCUUGAUUCCACUCGCUCGAGGUCUGUCUUGCAACCAGGUUCCCUGCAAGAAUGGAGGCAUCUGUUUGAGUCACACCAAUGGGACUUUCUCCUGCCUGUGCCUUGCCGGCUACGUGGGAGAGACUUGCCAAUUUGUGGACCCCUGCACACCUGGGCGCUGCCAGAACAGGGGCACCUGCUCCCUCACGGCCCUUCUUCCCCCAAACGCCCCUGCCUACACAUGCCUGUGCCCUCCGGGUUUCACUGGGGAGGAUUGCCAGGGGGUGGUUGGAGACCCCUGCUUCCCUUCCCCCUGCCAACAUGGGGGGACGUGCCACUGGCUCUCCGGGAAAGAGUAUCGAUGCCAGUGCUUGCCAGGGUGGACAGGGAAGAACUGCCAGCUGAUGGACUUCUGCCCGGCGAAUCCCUGCGCCAACGGCGGGACUUGCGUCAUCACCUACCCGGUCAUCGUUUGCCAGUGCCGGCCGGGCUUCGAAGGGCACACCUGCCAGCACGAUGUCAACGAGUGUUUCGGGGACCCUCACCCCUGCCUCAACGGAGGCAGCUGUAUUAAUAACAUUGGCUCAUUCCGCUGCCUUUGCCCACCCAGUUCUACGGGUCCGCUCUGCCAGUACCGUCUGGGACCCUGUUCCCCAGAGACCUGCCUCCACGGCAGCACCUGCCACCCCGUUGAUGAAAGGUACCAUGGCUGCCUGUGUCCCCCAGGCUACACAGGUCAAUACUGCGAAGUGAACCCAGACGACUGCAUUGGGCAUCAGUGCCGCAACGGGGGAACCUGCCAGGAUGGGGUGGCAUCAUAUACUUGCCACUGUCUGCCAGGUUGGACAGGGCUCCUUUGCCACCUGCAUGAUGCCUGUCUGUGCAACCCAUGCCACCCCGAUGCGUUCUGUGACACUGACCUCCGGACCGGCAAUGCCGUCUGCACCUGCCAGCAAGGCUACGCUGGGCCCACGUGCUAUGAAGACAUCAACGAGUGCCUGAUGGGUGCAGAGCCCUGUGAACACGGAGGAAGCUGCCACAACACACCCGGAUCCUUCACCUGCCGCUGCCCCGAGGGCUACACGGGCUCUCGCUGCGAAGCGAACCUCAACGAGUGCCUCAGCCAGCCCUGCCACAACGGAGCCUCUUGCCUGGAUUUGCUGGGCCGCUUUCAAUGCCUCUGCCCCUCGGGCUUCAGUGGGCCAUUGUGUGAAGUGGCACAAUGCUCCAGAGAUAGCUGCCUCAACGGAGGAACCUGCCUGCAGCAGAGCCAUGGAGUUGCCUGCCAGUGUCCUCUUGGUUUUGAGGGACCCCGGUGCAAGAUGGAGGUGGACAGCUGUGCCAGCUCCCCCUGCAAGAAUGGGGGCCAGUGCCAGAACUCUGCAGGGAUUUUCCAUUGCUCCUGCCCUCAAGGUUUCGAGGGACACCAGUGCGAGAGAGACGCAGACCUCUGCCGCGCUGCCCACUGCGGUCAUGGAACCUGCUUGAACACACCGGGCUCCUUUACCUGCGUUUGCUCUUUGGGCUUCACGGGACCCCACUGCACAGAGCUCAGCGACCCCUGCCAGAACUGGCAGUGCCUCAAUGGGGGCAGCUGCCAUGGGGCAGAAUUUGGGCCACGCUGUCUCUGCCUCCCAGGCUGGACAGGACGGGAUUGUGGCAUGGAGGUAGAUGCCUGUGCUUCCAGCCCCUGCCACCCGGGGGCCACGUGCCUGAGUCGCCAAGGGGUCUUCAGCUGCAGCUGCCCCAGCGGUUACGUAGGUUCGACGUGCGAAGUAGAUGUGGAUGAAUGCACCUCCGGCCCCUGCCUCAACUCUGGGUCCUGCCUUAACAGCCCUGGGACUUUCCGCUGCCUUUGCCCUGAAGGUUACACAGGGCUCAAGUGCCAGGAGACUUUGGACUUCUGCUCCCCCAAUCCCUGCAGAAACGGAGGCCGGUGUGUAACAAAGGAAUCUGCCCCCUAUUGCAUCUGCCCCCCAGGCUGGGGUGGCUCGCAGUGCCAGCAGAGGGCAAGCCAGAAUGGCGACAAUUGUACUGGUCAAGCUGCAGAUCACGGUUGUCAGUUGCAGUGCCUACCGAAGGAGAAGUGUCCAAACGGGGGAACCUGUACCAGGACACAAGACGGGUUCCACUGCUUGUGCCCUCCGGGGACCAAAGGUCCCAAAUGUGAUUUGGACCCCUGUUCCCUUCCUGGCACCCGUUGCUACCACGGGGGGACCUGCCAGGCUCAGGCCGAAGGAUUUUCUUGCAUCUGCCCACCGGGAUACGUUGGUGAGAGGUGCCAGGGGGUGGUGGACGCCUGCUUCUCUCAGCCAUGCCACUGGCCUGGUGCCCAUCGCUGCCACUCCAGUGAAGAUGGCUUCCGAUGUUUGUGCCUAUCAGGAUAUACGGGUAUUCUUUGUGAAUCUUUGAUUGACAGUUGUCAGUCACAUCCCUGCCUCAACGGGGGAAGCUGCAGUGUGAUACCGGGUAACCCUCUUGAAUUCACCUGCCACUGUCCACAGGGUUAUGAUGGAACCACCUGUGAGCUGCGAGCCCCUCCUUGUGGAUCAUUCCACUGCCACAAUGGGGGUGUUUGCAUCGCCCACCCGUCUGGACCCCAGUGCCUGUGUGUGCAAGGGUUCUCUGGACAUGACUGCCACCUCCCCCCCUGCUCCUCGGGUUCCUGUCCCACCACCAAGGCCACCACGAGCUCCGAGUGCCGGCUGGUGUCAGGAGACCAGCGCUGUGACCGGGCCUGCAGCUCCCCCGAGACCAACUGGGAUGGCGGCGACUGUUCCCUGGGGGUGCUUGAUCCUUGGGGGUCCUGCCCAAAGCAGGAGCUGUGCCAGGCAGCUUUCCGGGAUGGGGAUUGUGAGCGCCGCUGCCAUAGCGAGGACUGCCUGUAUGACGGAUUCGACUGUGCCCUGUGGAAGCCUUGCAACCCUUUCUAUGAGCAAUAUUGUCGGGACCACUCCUCGGACGGGCACUGCGACAGAGGAUGCAAUGAGGCCUCAUGCGGCUGGGAUGGGGGAGAUUGUCGGUCUCAUCCUGGCCCGCUCGGGAACUCCGCCUUGGGCCUGGCUGUCCUGCUUCCCCGCAAGGACCUUCCCCAUUUCCUGUAUUCUCUGGCGGUCGCCGUGCGGACGGCGCUGCAAAUUCAGCAAGAUUCCCAGGGCAGGGAGAGGAUUUACCCCUACACGGGAAAGGAGCUGCUUGGAAGCAAGAGCAACUGGACGGAGGUUCAACCUGAGACUUUGGAGGAGACUGUUGGAUUUACCAUCUUCUUGGCCGUGGAUGGGAACCAGUGCUCAGGGCCGUGCUUCACAUCCCCCCCAAGUGUCCUGAAUUUCUUGGCGGCCUUAUCAGCAAAAGGAAACCUCGAGUCCCUGGUGCCAUACCCAGUGGUAGCUGCCUGGGUCGAGUCUGCGGGAAAUGAUCCCCAGGCCUCUGUUUCCCAUUUUUCGGGGCCUCUCAUAUACGGCGUUGGUGCUGCCGUUGUGGUCAUAGCGCUGGCCGUCUUCCUCGGAGUCUGGAGGAUCCGCCGGCCCCAGAGGCGCGAACACGGCUCCCUCUGGUUCCCCCCUGGAUUUGCUCCACACCAGGCCAAGAAGCGACGUUGCCGCCGGGACCCCGUGGGAGAGGACGCCAUUGGGCUCAAGCCAAUGAAGCCAAGUGCUGAAUUUGUAGAUGACCCCGACAUGUGCUCCAGCCCCCACUUCGAUGGACCGCUGAACUAUGCAGAUAUGGAGGGUGAUGCAGAUGCCGUCUCGAUCCCGGACCGAGGUCAGUCCAGGCCAAAGAAGCAGGUGCAGUUCACCACGCAGACCUCAAGCCAGGAGAAGGACCCCAAGCCGAAGGCCGCCAAGACUCAAAAGCCAGUUUGUGGCCUGACCCCCAUGAUGCCCUUGGCCCAUUCUCCUGGAUUGGACCUGGAGGGAUCCUGGGCAGAGGGGCAGAGGGGAAGCCCUGGAGAGACGCCCCUUCACUUGGCAGCUCGAUUCUCCCGUGCUGAUGCCGCCCGCAGGCUCCUGGCCUCCGGCGCCGACGUCAACGUCCGCGACCAGUGGGGACGGAGCCCCUUGCACAGCGCCAUCGCGGCCGAUGCACUGGGUGUAUUCCAGAUCCUUCUGCGGCACAGGCAUACGGACUUGGACGCAUCGGCGCACGACGGCUCCACCCCCCUCAUGCUUGCCACACGGCUUGGGGUUGAAAACAUGGUGGAGGAGCUGGUCGCCAAUCACGCCGACAUCAGGGCUGUGGAUAAGAGAGGAAAAACAGCCCUCCACUGGGCUGCAGCGGUCAAUAACGUCCGUGCCACCCUUGUCCUGCUCAGAAAUGGAGCUGAUAAGGACAGCCAGGAUAAUCGGGCACAGACCCCAUUGUUUGUGGCUGCCCAAGAGGGGAGCUACAAAGUGGCCUGCCUUCUUCUCCAGCACGGAGCCAAGCAGAACAUCCGGGACCACGUGGGCCGCCUCCCGAAGGACGUGGCCCUCGAGCGCCUCCACCAUGACAUCCUGGCCCUCUUGGACUGCCCCCGCCCCUCCCAUGUUGCCAGCCAGCAGCUCUCGCCACACAGGCCACGCCCCCAACCCCACCGGUCUGCCGGCAACCCACGCAGGUUUAAGUGGCAACCUGGCAACCAGCGGCUAACUCCGGUCCUAGAGACCAAGGGCCCUUUUAAGGAUCUCCCUGCUCCUACGCUGCCGAUUGGCCAGUCAGAAAAUGCUGUGGGGCCACCCGACGAGUGACUCUGCACCCUCUGGGUCUGGGUUGGCCAGAGGCUACAGCUGCGAGUCAGCGACAGCGGACUGAGCCAUGUCGUGGCGCUUCCUGAUGAGGUCAUGCGGGGCUGGGAUGAUGUCACAGGACGGCACCACGAAGGGAGGCAAUUCAGAGCCGAGCGGUGCCCGAGGGCAGAUUUAGACGUCCUGCAUGGAGGAACGAGGAGGAUCUUGUGUAAAACCGGAGGGCUGUCUGAGGACACAUCCGAGGUCAUGCAAGGUGUUGUUGCACGGGUCCGUGGCAAUGACAUGUCACACUGCUUGGAGCGUACGGAGAAAUCCUUGAUCAUAACUCGCUGUCGGAUAAUGGUGGACGAUCUCAGGCUACUGGGGUCAGAGUGGCCUUUCGCCCCGCUUCCCCAAGCUGCAAUUUCCCAAUAUACGCGCUGUCAUAGUUUGCUUUGCUUUAACAUUGGUGCAGAAUCAGAUAGACGGGGGUUUAUGAAGACCAGGCCUCGCAAUGAUUGCACACCAUCCCUGCCAUGUAGCACAGCUCAGCUCUGCCUGCUUAGAACCUCGAGGGCUCCUUGGAAAUCAGAACCGGGGAUCUGUUUUCUUGCGGCUAAUCUUUCCUGCUCUUCCUCCCAACACCUAAAGAAAAUUAUCAGGGAGAAGGGAGGAGCUCUGUCCCCUAACCCUUAGAAAAAUUGGGAGGGGGGCAUAAGAAGGGCCUGCCGGAUCAGUCCAAAUGCCCGUCUAGUCCAGCAUCCUGCUUUCACAAAGACCAACCAAAUGCCUGUAAGAAGACUGAGCACAAGGGAACUCUCCCCACCCGCAUUUCCCAAUAACUGAUAUUCGGAGGUGUGCUGCCUGUGGCAGUGGAGUUUGAGCCUAGACAUUGUGGCUCAUAACCUAAAAACAAUUGAAGCAAGUGAAGAUUUUCCUGACAGUGUCCUGGGGAAAGGAUUGGCUGCAGCGCUUGAAAAGUUCAUUUUUAAAAAGAGCUAGUUCAGGGUGUCCAAAAAAAAGAAAACUACUUCCAGUACCUUUGUGAUAUAAACUAGCUUGGUUCACGCUUGGUUUAGAUUUAACCAAAUUAUCCUUAGCAAAUACACACACACACAUUCAGCAUUCAAAAUGUUGCAAGCAGCUGUGCUGAAGCACAAAAUAUGCUUAGGAAGGCUAAGCAAAUAUCAACAUCCACACACAAAGUCGUUUUAAUGAUAUAUUUCCCCCAGCAAUUAUGAUCUUUAAGCUGAAAAGCCCAAAGAGUCUAAAGAGUAAAAACAAAACAAAACAUGUAAGCCAACGAACCUGAAAAUGAGCUAGAAACCAUUGAAAGUUCUACAAACACACACCCCCACACA
This is a messenger RNA of Lacerta agilis (Sand lizard), 6283 nucleotides long. It is a transcript of the gene NOTCH4, whose product is annotated as notch receptor 4. The transcript has 26 exons. Gene Ontology annotation, molecular function: calcium ion binding; protein binding. The record is from RefSeq and is a predicted model, not a curated record. Gene Ontology annotation, biological process: establishment or maintenance of epithelial cell apical/basal polarity; heterophilic cell-cell adhesion; cell differentiation. Gene Ontology annotation, cellular component: protein-containing complex; plasma membrane. Lineage: Eukaryota; Metazoa; Chordata; Lepidosauria; Squamata; Lacertidae. Bases 213 to 4943 code for a protein of 1576 amino acids.